AUGGGAGAUGGAGUUCCGCUGCAGACCGAGGGGAACGCCCUCCUCAAAGCCGUCUUCCAGGGGAAGCUGCGGCUGACCCGCCUGCUGCUCGAGGGCGGAGCCUACAUUAAUGAGGGCAACGAGCGUGGAGAGACCCCCAUCUCCGCCGCCUGCUUGGGGGGCUACGACGACCCGCAGACCCGGGUCAGAAUGCUGCGCUACCUCCUGGAGAAAGGGGCGGACCCCAACAUCCCAGAUAAGAGCGGCCGGACGGCGCUGAUGCACGCCUGCGCCGAGCGGGGGGGGAAGGAGGUGGUGACGCUGCUGCUGGAGAACGGGGCGGACCCCAGCCUCAAGGAUUACUCCGGAUCCUCCGCCCUCGUGCACGCCAUCAACACGGGCGACCAUGACACCCUGCAGGUCCUGCUGGACGCCUGCAAGGCCAAAGGAAAGGAAGUGAUCAUCAUCACCACCGACACGUCUCCGUCAGGAACCAAGAAGAUCAAACAGUACCUCAACUCCCCCCCCUCGCCCGCCAUCGUGGACCAGCUGUCUCCGGCCUGCAUGUCUCCGUCGGAGGUGGAGAUCGCCACUUCCUCCCCAGGACGAGAGAAGAGCGACGAAGGGAUUUUCAGCUUCGCCCUCACGUCAGCUUUACCGGUCCCUUCAGCUCGACCUCCGGGCGAGAAGCGCCCGGCGCCGCGCAAGCUGCUGAAGAGACUGAACUCGGAGCCGUGGGGCCUGGUGGCGCCCUCGGUGCUGGGCGGCGCCGCUCAGGACCGAGGUCUGGAGGAGGAGAGCGGUGACCUCAGCAGGACGGUGGCUGAGAUGAACGGCCUGUCCAUCACGGAGCCGGUCAGACCUCUGUUGUCACGGCGACACAGCAUCGAGACCCACGACCCCUGCUCCCCCCAGCUGAUGGACCGGUCCUGCUCGGAGGACCGCCCCACCCUCUGCGGCUCCUGGGCCGACAAAGUGCAACAACACCAGAUCCUGUAUCGUAGGAACACGGCCCCGGAGUCUCAGGAGAAUGCUGGCGGACCUGGGGCGGCUCCGGCUCGGGUGCUGGCGUACCCGAAGCUGACCCGGAUGGAGCACUACGAGUCAGACACGCACCUGUGUCCAGAGUCCAUCCCUGGAUCUCCAGACUCGGGUCGGGUGUCUGUGGAGCGGAGGAGGUACAAUGCCUCCCCCAUGUCCCUGCUCAGCAGCUCCCCCAGGGAGUCGCUGGAGAACAUCCCCAGCUCCGUGUCGCCCCUCGCCAUGCGCCGCCGGCCCCCAGGGAUCCUGGAGCGAAGAGGCUCCGGGACGCUCCUGCUGGACCACAUCUCCCACACCAGACCUGGCUUCCUGCCUCCACUCAACAUCAACCCUCAGAGACCCAUCCCCGACAUCCGGUCAAAUGGGAAGUCCACCUCCCCGGUCCACGCUGCACACAAGAUCCUGGUCCCGGUGGCCCCGGCUUCGCCCAAAAGGGGGCUGGACUUCAAGAUGAAAAAGAAACUCAUGAGGAGACACUCAAUGCAGACGGAGCAGAUGAAGCAGCUCUCCACCUUCCAGGAGAUUCUGGCUGAGAAGGUCGUUGAGUCCAAUGGAGAUUGA
This is a messenger RNA of Limanda limanda (common dab), 1581 nucleotides long. Its product is annotated as ankyrin repeat domain-containing protein 34A. The transcript has a single exon. The coding region runs from base 1 to 1581 and encodes 526 amino acids. Gene Ontology annotation, molecular function: protein binding. The record is from RefSeq and is a predicted model, not a curated record. Lineage: Eukaryota; Metazoa; Chordata; Actinopteri; Pleuronectiformes; Pleuronectidae.